ACCAUAGGUAAUAAUGUCAUAACAGUAAUCAUGAAGAACUAAGUGAGACGUUGUUUUCCGCAGUUUCUAGGGAAAGUUCGAAGUUUCUGAGGCCAAGACUAAUACACAUUGUUGUUCUGGACUUUACCCACUAUGCGUUAGUUUAUACUUUCGUGCCUUUUUUAACACUCUGCACGGCGGCGUGAUGAAGUCGUCCGUGAACUUGGCCGUCGGCUGGCUGUUAUUCUUUGCUGUGUUCUUAAUGGAGUUGCCGGUAAACGCCGAAGAAAAUGUGUGAAAAACAGAGAGAACUAGAAACACACGAGAUAUUUGUAACGAUCACAGGUCUAUGUUUAUAGCGGACAGUAGACAGUGCAGCAAGUAGUGUGGAAGAAGGUUUUGUGGUUUUCCUUUAUCACCGAAACGAAGCGUCCGCGUUUAAAACAGUUGGGAUAUCGCACUAUAAAAUAAAGACAAGAGUUAAUCUUUUCUCCAAAAUCUUUUUCCAUUUGUCUUACGCUUUAGAAUAGUUUGGAGUUUAAAUUAAUCUCCUUUUCCCGACCAUAUUAACUUUAUGCUACACCCCUCUUGAUAUUUUCAAACUCACGUGCAUGCGCGUUGUUUGACCGCUGUGCUCAUCGGAGUAUAUCAGACAAAGCCGCCAUAUUGACUUUCUUUAAUCGUUCUUGGAUCUUCCAGGCGCUACGAAAUUGGUUUGAUCCUUUGUUUUGGCGUUUUCUAGUCAUGUAUCAGCAAGAAUACAAUCAGAACUACGGCCAGCAUGGAUCGUACAACCAGUAUGAUGGACAUCAUGGUGGCCACAACAGUAACCUGGCUGAGAAUAACUCAUAUGCACCUCGCAUUGUUUUGGAUGAUCAUAACAGUGACCUGAACUUUGUAGUUGAGCCCGGUGGUGUGACAGGAUCCAGUUUGCACCAGGAUGGCUUUGAAUAUAUGUGGGCUGGAGCGAGGGCAACUCACGGUGUGCGGACUGGCAAGGUAUGCUUUGAAGUUCGUGUGCUAGAAAAAUUGCCAGUAACAGUGCCAGAAACAGAAACAAAUCCACAUGUUGUGAGGGUUGGAUGGUCUGUAGAUGAAGCAAACCUGCAGGUCGGAGAAGACAAGUUGUCUUACGGUUAUGGUGGCACUGGCAAAGUUUCUGUAGACAACAAGUUUUUUGACUAUGGUGAGCCAUACUCUACUAAUGACACUAUUUGCUGCUGUAUCGACCUCGAUUCUAAUCCGAGAGUUGUGCUUUUCACCAAAAACGGAAAAUACCUUGAUGUUGCUUUCCGUCUUGGUGCUGAAGCAAGUGGAAAGGCGUUUUUCCCUCAUAUCACCGUUAAGAACAUGCGCCUUACGGUCAAUUUUGGCCAGUAUGAACCAUACUUUCCACCUCUCCAGGGAUUUAGCUUCAUCUCAAGACUACCACCACAAUGUUUGCAACGUGGCUCAGCAGGUCCGGUGUCAAGGAGCGCUUGUGAAGUCAUCAUGAUGGUAGGCCUACCUGCGGCUGGCAAAACCGUCUGGGCCGAGAAAUACGCCCGUGGCCAUCCAGAGAAGAAGUACUGCAUCCUUGGGACAAACUCUAUCAUGGACAGGAUGAAAGUUAUGGGUUUGACGCGCAAACGGAAUUAUCACGGACGGUGGGAUGCGCUCAUUAAACAAGCUACUGACAUCCUGAAUAAAACAUUAAAAAUUACCGAGCUGAAGAAUCGCAAUUAUAUCCUGGAUCAGACCAAUGUGUAUUUCAAUGCUCGGAGAAGGAAGAUGAAUAACUUCCGUGAGUGCCGCAGGAUUGCGGCUGUUGUUAUCAACACCAACGAAGUUUUGAAAGAGCGAGCUUUGAAGAGAGAGGAGGAGGAAGGCAAGGUUGUCCCUGAAUCGGCGGUCAUGGAGAUGAAAGCGAACUUUGUGCUACCUGAAGUCGGUGAGAUUUUUGAGGAAGUGUGGUAUAUUGAAGAAGACAAAAAUAAUUCUGAACGUCUUGUAGCCGAGUUUCAGUCUGAAGGAAAGGCUUUCAAGGAAAAUGAGAAUAAACGAAAGCCAAAUGAGGAUAAAAGUUCAUCCUCGGAUGUCAAGCGAUACCGUAACGACCAGCAAGGACCUUCUGUGCCUUUGCCAAGAGGAUCACAAGGUCAAUACCCAGCUCAUAAUGAUCGUGGAGGUUUCCAGGGAAAUUACCAUGCGAGAGAUGGCUCAAGCAAUGUGCCUGGUCGUGUUCAUCCACCGGGGAGCCAAGGAGUACCUGGGAGACCCUAUAAUGAUUUUGGUCCUCCCCUGGGACACCCAAGACCAGGAGACCAAUGCAGAGAUUAUGGCGGUGGUCCUCGCAAGGGGUACAGUAACCAUUGGCGCCCCCAAGGAACAUACAACUCUGGGCCUCAAAAUAGGGGCAAUGGUUAUGGACUUUCUUACAGACAGCAAGGAAGCUACGGGAGUAGCUAUGGUCACAAUCAGGGACCGUCAUAUGUCUAUUCUCCAUAUCAACCGCCCAGCAGUGGCGACGCUAGAUACAACCAAUCAGUGCCCGCAUAUGGUCAGCAGUAUGGGCCAAAUUAUGGAAGCCAAAAUAACCCACAACUUUACCCCAGGGAUCAUGGAUAUUAUGGAGGGGGAGGGCAGGUGCCCCAGGGAGGAAGAACGGACCAGUAUAGGUAUGGUAGGGGUUAUUAGACUUUCCCAUUGCUAAUUGUACAUGAAGCACUGCAAACAAAAGCCGUUCGGCGACUACGGUGGCCUAGAACUGUCACGGCAAAACACCAAUAAUUCACGCCAAAACAAAAUUAACUCACGGCAAAACAAAGAAAACGAGUUGGUCAGCGGUUGUUAUUUGCAUUUGAACAUUUGAAAUGGUACGUCGUGUAAUAGUAUAAACACACUCGCUCAAAUAACCGCCAUUUUUCGAGCUCACGAUGUUUUGCUUCGCGUGUGGUUCGGUAGUGGAUGAAGAUGCAAACUUUUGUAAAAGCUGUGGUAGAGGUACGUUUUGUAAUUCUAAGUGUUCGUAUUCGCAUUUCUUUUAGUUCCAAAUAACGAUAGGCGUGAGAAGCUACAAAUUAGCUGACUAGCACGUAUCUGGAAUAAGAUUGUGCAUGUAGCCUGUGUGUAAAAAGAAAACAUUCGUAAUGAUGAAUUAAGGAUUUUUCAACAGGUAGAAAAUAUUGUACGCCUGCAAAUAGUCAGUCAAUUAUAUUUUUUCUCUUUGUAUUGUAUUGUGUUGUACUUGUUAAAAGGUAGAAAAAGUGGCCUGUGUUCAUCCCUAUAUUUUUGUACGUUGACGUUUAGACCAGGAAGAAGACUCUAGCAAUGAAAUUGAGGUGGAGAUUGAUGAAGAGACCAUUAUCAAAUAUUGUUUUCAACGCAGUUUUAGUUAUGAAGAAAUCAUUCAUUUCCUUGCUAAGCGUCAUGACCAUGAAAUAAGUAACAGCAAACUUUUAAGGCGAUUAAAAACAUAUGAACUCAAGAGAAGGAGUUUUUUAAGGCGGAUGAUUCUGGUGAGGUUUUAGAGGCAGUUAGAAAACGUAUCCUUGAGAUUAUUCAUGGACCUGGAUCAUGUGGGGGAUACAGGACGGUAUGGCACACAUUAACGAUAGAAGACUACCGAACCACACGCGGAGCAAAACAUCGUGAGCUCGAAAAAUGGCGGUUUUUCGAGCGAGCAGUGUGUUACUGUUACACGACGUACCAUCUCUAAUGUAAAUAACAACCGCUGACCAACUCGUUUUCUUUGUUUUGCCGUGAGUAAAUUUUGUUUUGCCGUGAGUAAACUUUGUUUUGCCGUGAGUAAAGUUUGUAGUGCCGUGA
Messenger RNA from Pocillopora damicornis (cauliflower coral), 3786 nucleotides. Its product is annotated as heterogeneous nuclear ribonucleoprotein U-like protein 1. Gene Ontology annotation, molecular function: protein binding; RNA binding. Lineage: Eukaryota; Metazoa; Cnidaria; Anthozoa; Scleractinia; Pocilloporidae. Gene Ontology annotation, cellular component: nucleus. Gene Ontology annotation, biological process: alternative mRNA splicing, via spliceosome. The record is from RefSeq and is a predicted model, not a curated record.